AUGAUAGGUCCUCGAAGCGCAAUAGGGGCUUGCGCCCGCAUCCUCUCCAGGCAUUUUGCUCCUGCUCUACCUCAUCCGCCUUCACCCAUCUCCAUCACGUCCUGCAAGCGACAUUGCUCAACUCAACGCCCUAUAAAAAGGCCAAAUGGAUCUGGAAGGCGCUUUCAAGACCCCCUGCAGUCUCGUACAAUCAACUCCACCGUUGCCCUCCUUCUGCUCAUUGGCGGCGGCGCCGGCUACUAUCUCAGUACAACCUCGUCGCACGACAAAGUCCUCAACCAAGACACCUUUGUCUCUUAUACAAUAACUUCACGCGAGACCAUCUCAGCUACAUCCUUCAUCUUUACAGUUGCGCCGCAGCAUCCCAACCCGAGCCCUAGCUUUUUGACGUCUGACCCGUCCAAUCAGCCCGCGACGACAGCAUGGCGCUAUCCGCUCUGGUCUGUUGAAAUAAAACAGCCAGAGGUGCAGAUUGCGCGCAACUACACGCCUCUUCCGCCGCUCGAGGGCGAGCGGCUGGAGGAUGGCAAGCUGCGCUUCUACGUGCGGUCAAUUCCUGGUGGCGAAAUGUCGACGUACCUGGGUCGUUUGGGUGUCGGACGUGAGGUCUGGCUGCGAGGCACGCAUCCCGGCUUUGAUGUCGCUGCUCGAUUGGGCUCACAGAGAAAUAUCGUCUUCCUCGCCGGCGGCACGGGUGUCGCACCAGCCAUGCAGGUGGCCAAGGCUGUGCUGGACAGUCACGCAGACGCCCGCUUCACACUGCUCUGGGCCAUCAGGAGCCGGGAAGAACUGCAGCAAGCGCCUGAUGUUCCGCGGCGGCGGCCUGCUUCAUCCUCCUGGUGGAACUGGCUUGGGAGCAGUCCCGGGCCGCAGCCGACCGAAGCUCGCUAUGGGGACCGGUUGCGCAUCCACGUCGGCAUUGACGAUGAGAGCAGUCAAUUCCGCGAAUCUCACAUUGCGACUGCGGUCCAAAGCCCAACUGCAGUGCCGACGCCCCCCAACGCGCCAGACUGCCAGCCGCACAAUCAGAAAUUUCACGCGCCGGCCUCGGAGUUUGAGCCUACCGGUGCGCGCCCGUGCACUUGUCAGACAGACCGGCGUGGUAAGAACCUGCUCAUGGUCUCGGGUCCCGAAGGGUUCAUUUCGCAUUAUGCAGGGCCUAAGGUGUGGCUGGGCGGCGCUGAGACACAGGGUGCGGUGGGUGGUGUGGCGGGAGAGCUACGCAGGAGAAACGCUGGGUUUGCCGCUGACUGGCUUGUGUUGAAAUUGUAG
Molecule: messenger RNA, 1272 nt
Organism: Akanthomyces muscarius
Lineage: Eukaryota; Fungi; Ascomycota; Sordariomycetes; Hypocreales; Cordycipitaceae
Exons: 2
Coding region: 1-1272 (423 amino acids)
Molecular function (GO): oxidoreductase activity
Source: RefSeq, a predicted model, not a curated record